AAAAACUGCAGAGAAGUCAGCUGCUUCACUUCCUCAUGUUUCCAGAGUGAACUCAGUCUGCUUCUUAUUUUAAUUUGUCAUCUCCAGUUUGUCAUCAUGAGAGUUCACAGAUUUUUGUCACUGCUGGUGGUUUCUGUGGCAUUUUCAAGAGCAAAUGCUUUCUUUGGUUACGUUGUGCUUCAGUGUCUCUACACGCCAACUGAAGAUGUCGUCUACAUGGAGAAGUUGUACAUCAAUAAGUUGCUCAUGGCCCAAUACAACAGCACUUUGGGAAACUACACCGGCUACACCGAGAAAAUGAAGGAAAUCGCAGACGAAGUCAACAAAAUCAAAAAAUUCAAGGAACAAGCGAAGAAGAACUGGAACAAAUGCAAAUCCAACAUCCCACUGGUGUUCGAUGAGCUCACAAAACCAGUUGAACCUACUGUGAAGCUGAGGUUGGUGGAGACAGCAGAUAGCAGACAUCCCAGCAUGCUCGUCUGCAGCGCUUACGGUUUCUAUCCCAAACUAAUCCGAGUGUCGUGGCUGAGAGACGGAAAAGAGACGACAACUGACGUGACGUCCACCGACGAGCUGUCCAACGGGAACUGGCUCUAUCAGAUCCACUCCUACCUGGAGUUUACACCCAAACCUGGAGAGAAAAUCAGCUGCAGGGUGGAGCACACCAGCUCGAUGGAGCCCAAACUUUAUGACUGGGAACCAAUUCUUGAGGCAGAGAGGAAUAAGUUUGCUGUUGGAACUGCAGGGCUGCUGCUGGGUUUGCUGUUUUUAGUCGCUGGGCUGAUUUUCUACAAGAAGAACUCAGCAGGUCGGAUGUUGGUGCCGACAAGUUAAGGUUUGUCCGUCGCUACUUUCAUAAAACAACAGAAAAAUGGAAAAUCAUCUAAAGGUGGAAUUAUCUUCUAUGUGGAGUAAAUCUCCUACUUCAAGAUUAAUUUGUGUUGCAGUAUUUACUUUAUUAUAAACAAACUUUUACUGACAUUUUAGGGAAAAUGUGAAGUUUGGCUGUGAAUCAUAUUUUAUAUCUUGUUUAAUAGAAGCCAAAUAUCUUAAGUUGUUUUAGGUAUUGCUGCUUUGUUGAUUCAGAAAUACUUAUUUAUGCAUACAAUUAUUUAUUCAAAUAAAGGGGUUGAUUCAAUUGAGGAAAUUAAAGCAAGAUGUACUGUUUGUGUUUAUUUUGUUUAAAGCUUUCUGUCAGUUGUCAUGUGGUUGUAGAGAAUGAAGGUCUGAUAGUUUGACUGUGAAAGUUUUUCUUUUGUUUAUCUGCUGCUGCACACGUCUUAGAUAAAGCCAUAGAGACACAAAGAAAUAAUCUUUAUAAUUUAUUUCCUUCCCUCAUCAACUGCUUGGAGUCUGAUUCUCCUGCCUAGACACUUGUACCAUUGAAUUAACAAGGAUAAUUUACUUAAUAUAUAUGUCAGCUUUGAAAUAUGAAACAUUAAAUACACAUUUUUUCUAAUUUGCAUUUAAUGUAUUUAGUUUGGAAUGUAUGUAAAAGAUUUUGUAUUAUGGAUGAUGCUGUUGGUUGGAAUACAAAUAAAAGAGGUGCAACACUUGGCAGCAUCAUUGCUCCA
Messenger RNA from Amphiprion ocellaris (clown anemonefish), 1574 nucleotides. Its product is annotated as H-2 class II histocompatibility antigen, E-S beta chain-like. The record is from RefSeq and is a predicted model, not a curated record. Gene Ontology annotation, cellular component: membrane; MHC class II protein complex. Bases 97 to 834 code for a protein of 245 amino acids. The transcript has 5 exons. Gene Ontology annotation, biological process: peptide antigen assembly with MHC class II protein complex; antigen processing and presentation of exogenous peptide antigen via MHC class II; immune response. NCBI's taxonomy places the organism in Eukaryota, Metazoa, Chordata, Actinopteri, Pomacentridae. Gene Ontology annotation, molecular function: MHC class II protein complex binding.